AUGCACUCACCUCCUAGAGAACAGCCUGCCAUCAUGCUCUGGAAACUGGUUGAAAAUGUCAAGUAUGAAGAUAUCUAUGAGAUGUUAGUCCACACCUAUUCCGCCAUGGACCGGCAUGAUGGAGUGCCCAGCCACAGUUCCAGGCUGUCCCAGCUGGGAUCCGUCUCGCAGGGACCCUACUCCAGCGCUCCUCCGCUCUCUCACACCCCAUCCUCGGAUUUCCAGCCGCCUUAUUUCCCACCCCCCUACCAGCCUCUUCCUUACCACCAAAGCCAGGACCCUUACUCCCAUGUCAAUGACCCCUACUCCCUAAACCCCCUGCAUCAGCCCCAGCAGCACCCCUGGGGACAGAGGCAGAGGCAAGAGGUGGGAUCAGAAACCGGGUCACUGCUGCCACAGCCUCGGGCCGCCCUGCCCCAGCUCUCGGGACUGGACCCCAGGCGGGACUACCACUCAGUACGGAGGCCAGAUGUCCUCCUGCACUCAGCUCACCAUGGCCUUGACUCCGGCAUGGGGGACAGCCUUUCCCUGCACGGCAUCGGACACCCAGGCAUGGAGGAGGUCCAGUCAGUUGAAGAUGCCAAUAACAGCGGUAUGAACUUAUUGGACCAGUCUGUCAUUAAAAAAGUUCCGGUUCCUCCAAAAUCUGUUACUUCUUUGAUGAUGAAUAAAGAUGGCUUCCUGGGUGGAAUCUCAGUCAAUACCGGAGAGGUGUUCUGCUCUGUACCUGGCCGCUUGUCUUUGCUUAGCUCAACUUCAAAGUACAAAGUAACUGUGGGAGAAGUUCAGAGACGCCUUUCCCCUCCAGAGUGUCUGAACGCGUCCCUCCUAGGAGGAGUUCUUAGAAGAGCCAAAUCGAAAAACGGGGGGAGAUCUUUGCGAGAAAGGCUAGAAAAGAUCGGUUUGAAUUUACCAGCCGGCAGGCGUAAGGCCGCAAAUGUCACUUUACUCACCUCCCUGGUGGAAGGUGAGGCCGUUCAUUUAGCUCGGGAUUUUGGGUACAUCUGUGAAACGGAGUUCCCAGCCAAAGCUGUUUCUGAGUACCUGAACAGACAGCACACGGACCCCAGCGACCUCCACUCCAGGAAAAACAUGCUGCUUGCUACAAAGCAACUUUGUAAAGAAUUUACAGAUCUCUUGGCCCAGGACAGAACGCCCAUUGGGAACAGCCGGCCCACCCCCAUUUUGGAACCGGGCAUUCAGAGCUGCUUGACUCACUUCAGCCUCAUCACCCACGGCUUUGGGGCCCCCGCUAUCUGCGCUGCCCUCACGGCCCUCCAAAACUACCUGACUGAAGCUCUCAAAGGCAUGGACAAGAUGUUCUUGAACAACAACACUGCUAACAGGCACACAUCUGGCGAAGGACCAGGUAGUAAAACUGGAGACAAGGAAGAGAAACACAGAAAAUGAGAGAGAGAGAGAGAGAGAGAGAAAGAGAGAGAGAGAGAGGAAAAAAAAUUAGAAUGAAAGAAAGGAAAAGAGAAAAAAAAAA
This is a messenger RNA of Agelaius phoeniceus (red-winged blackbird), 1492 nucleotides long. It is a transcript of the gene TFAP2B, whose product is annotated as transcription factor AP-2 beta. Gene Ontology annotation, cellular component: nucleus. Gene Ontology annotation, molecular function: DNA-binding transcription factor activity, RNA polymerase II-specific; RNA polymerase II transcription regulatory region sequence-specific DNA binding. Gene Ontology annotation, biological process: regulation of cell population proliferation; anatomical structure development; regulation of transcription by RNA polymerase II. The record is from RefSeq and is a predicted model, not a curated record. NCBI's taxonomy places the organism in Eukaryota, Metazoa, Chordata, Aves, Passeriformes, Icteridae.